This is a messenger RNA of Balearica regulorum gibbericeps (East African grey crowned-crane), 933 nucleotides long. Lineage: Eukaryota; Metazoa; Chordata; Aves; Gruiformes; Gruidae. The record is from RefSeq and is a predicted model, not a curated record.
AGAAAGCAGCUGAUGAUGAAGUCCAGAAGUCCGACAUCUCGUCCAGCAGCCAAGGGGUGAUUGAGAAGGAGUCUCUGGGACCUCUUCUUCUGGAGGCGUUGGACGGCUUCUUCUUCGUUGUGAACCGCGAAGGGAGGAUCGUCUUCGUCUCCGAGAACGUGACCAGCUACCUGGGUUACAACCAGGAGGAGCUCAUGAACACCAGUGUCUACAGCAUCCUGCACGUGGGGGAUCACGCCGAGUUCGUCAAGAACUUGUUGCCGAAGUCUCUAGUAAAUGGAGUUCCUUGGCCUCAAGAAGCGACCAGGCGCAACAGCCAUACCUUCAGCUGCAGGAUGCUGAUCCGGCCGCCCGACGAGCCGGGUGCGGAGAACCAGGAGGCUCGUCAGCGCUACGAGGUGAUGCAGUGCUUCACCGUCUCCCAGCCCAAGUCCUUCAAGGAGGAAGGAGAAGAUUUCCAGUCAUGUCUGAUAUGCAUCGCGAGACGAUUACCUCGACCGGCAGCCGUCACCCCUUCCGAAUCCUUCGUGACCAAGCAAGACACCACAGGUAAAAUUAUCUCCAUUGACACCAGUUCCCUGAGAGCCGCCGGCAGGACGGGCUGGGAGGAUUUGGUGCGGAAAUGCAUCUACGCUUUCUUCCAGCCGCAGGGCAGAGAGCCGUCUUACGCCAAACAGCUCUUUCAAGAAGUGAUGACACGCGGCACGGCCUUCAGCCCCUCCUAUCGAUUCACCUUGAGUGAUGGGACAGUGCUUAGUGCCCACACCAAGUGUAAGCUCUGCUACCCCUCCAGCCCGGAGAUGCAGCCCUUCAUCAUGGGCAUCCACGUCAUCGACAGGGAUCACGGCAUGCUCUCACCCCAGGAGAACACUAACUCGGCGAUGUCCCUUCCCCGGGUCAGCCCCUCGCUGAACCCCAGCAUCUCCCCGGGGC